UACAUUCUUACAACAAUUAUUUCGUUAAUUAACACUUAAGAAGAAAUGUUGUCCAUGGCAGCAGCUUACGCACACCUACAGCUCAUACAGAAGAAUCAGAAGGAAGAGAUAAAAAAGAGAGAAAAGAUGAGAAACUCCGGCGACGAUGCAGCUCAUCAUCUCCUCCCCGCCAAAACGUCGUCUGCCUCCGGAAAAAUUUCUAAUAAAAUAUAUCCUUCUCGUUUAUCUUAUGAACAAGUAGAGGCCAAGUCACGAAAGUGAAAUCAUAAAGUCAUGAAAUGCUUGGAAGAUUAUUCAAAGAUUUCUCUCUCAAGUACUUAUGUAUGUGUGAUGUGUCUAAAAUGUAUCUUGGUCGUGUUUAUAGUUUUGUGAAAGUGUACUAUUUGAGUGUUCUUAGGUGUUUUGUUAUCAAGUGUUCGACGAUUAUUCGGAACCCUGUUUUACUAGUACAUACAAGUUCCAUCAA
Messenger RNA from Capsella rubella, 466 nucleotides. RefSeq lists its product as uncharacterized. The transcript has a single exon. NCBI's taxonomy places the organism in Eukaryota, Viridiplantae, Streptophyta, Magnoliopsida, Brassicales, Brassicaceae. The coding region runs from base 46 to 261 and encodes 71 amino acids. The record is from RefSeq and is a predicted model, not a curated record.